GGUCACAUGCCUAACCGGUAAUCCCCCAAUGCGAGCGCUCGCCCGGUCUCCCGUUCCCGUCCAUCCCCGACCCCGAGUUAUUACUCUCCUCUCUCCCCUCUCUCUCUCCAGGAAGGACGCCUCGCCAGCCCCCUCUCCCAUCCAGGACCGCGACCACCGUGCUAAAAAUCCCCCACAAUGCCAGUGGUCUUUGUCCCUACAUGGCCUGGACCACGCGCGGAAGCCCUCGCUCUCCAAACUACCACUUCCAGUUCCUGAUCGGGAACCCCAGAUCGCCCCGCUCCUCCUCCUCCUCCUGCAAUUGAUGGAUCACCGGAAGCAGCAGCAGCAGCGGGAGAGCCCCAGUACUCCCCGCAGCGGCGGCGGCGGCCGCGCGCCGUCGUCGGGCAAGGGGGCCAAGGCGGGCGGCGGGGGCAAGAAGCCGAUCAAGGUGGUCUACAUCUCCAACCCCAUGCGCGUCAAGACCAGCGCCGCGGGCUUCCGCGCCCUCGUCCAGGAGCUCACGGGCCGGGACGCCGACCCCUCCAAGUACAGCACCGACGACGACGGCGGCGCGGCGCAGGAGCUCAGCCCCGAGGGGAGCGCCGCCGCCCCCGGCACCGUCGCGGCGGGGUACCAGCUGCCCGACGACGUAGCCGCCGCGGCGGCGUUCAACAACGGCCGCGAGGAGGAGGGGGAGGGGUAUGGGGAGGAGGACGACAUCUUCAGGGCGCAGCUGCUGGACAACGACUACUCCGUCUUCUCGCCGCCGACGCUGCUCUACGACUACCCGCCGCACAGCAACAAGGUGUAGUGACCAGUCAUCCACCCCGAUUAUACAUUAUUCCUCCUCCCGCACGCUACCUCCAUGUUAGCUGACGCGUGUGUGCCCCCCUUGCCUUUCCUUGCAUGACACGAUGAUCUCCGCUGUAUUGCAUGUGUGUAUGUGUGCCGCUAAGAUUAAUUUGUGCGUGCGUGCGAGCUCCAAUUUAAACCCGUGAUCAGCGUCGCGAUUCACCACGCGCAUGCCACUGUACAUGUUUAUUUGGGUCUGGGCCGCUGUUCUUUCUGCUUCCUUCCCCGUACGUCUCGUGUGUGGAAAACAAAGUUCCUGGCCGUAGUGAUGCAAUGUACGUAGUGUAAAUAUCUGUGCAUAUGCGUAGAUGUUUGGAUAACGUUUUUGUGCGUGACCUUUUCA
Brachypodium distachyon (stiff brome) is the source of this 1177-nucleotide messenger RNA. RefSeq lists its product as uncharacterized. The record is from RefSeq and is a predicted model, not a curated record. Lineage: Eukaryota; Viridiplantae; Streptophyta; Magnoliopsida; Poales; Poaceae. The transcript has a single exon. The coding region runs from base 29 to 793 and encodes 254 amino acids.